Messenger RNA from Perca flavescens (yellow perch), 3157 nucleotides. RefSeq names its product calpain-8-like. Gene Ontology annotation, cellular component: cytoplasm. Gene Ontology annotation, molecular function: calcium ion binding; calcium-dependent cysteine-type endopeptidase activity. Gene Ontology annotation, biological process: proteolysis. The transcript has 20 exons. The coding region runs from base 1 to 2088 and encodes 695 amino acids. The record is from RefSeq and is a predicted model, not a curated record. Lineage: Eukaryota; Metazoa; Chordata; Actinopteri; Perciformes; Percidae.
AUGCCUCCUCCCGGUGUGUGUCUGAACAUUAUGGAGGCUCGUCAAAAGCAACACGGUUAUGGUAGCUUCGCCAACCCUGACAGGUUCUUCAACCAAGACUACGAGCAGCUGAAACAGUGCUGUGUCGCCCAAGGAGUAAAGUACAUCGAUCAAACGUUCCCCCCGGACAGGAACUCCAUCGGCCAAGGGAUACUGACACCCUCUGACCUGGCCCGUGUUGUGUGGAUGAGACCAGAGAAAAUUGCUCCUUGUCCAGCCUUCGUAGUUGAGGGGGUCUCCAGGUUUGACUUUGCUCAAGGACUACUUGGAAACUGCUGGUUUCUUGCAUCUAUCGGAGCUCUAACAUUCCAGGACGACAUCCUUGAAAAAGUUGUCCCUCUUGAGCAAAGAUUUGCUAAAGAUUACUACGGGCUGUUCCACUUCAGGUUCUGGAGAUUUGGAAGGUGGAUGGAUGUUGUCAUUGAUGACAUGCUACCGACAAUCAAUGGGAAACUAAUCUUUGUUCACUCUAAAGACCAAAAUGAGUUCUGGCCUGCUUUGAUGGAGAAAGCCUAUGCCAAAGUGUGUGGUUCCUAUACCGACAUGAAUGCUGGAACUCCUGCAGAGGCUAUGAUGGACUUCACAGGUGGUGUUCACAUGUGUAUCAAUCUGUCAGAGCCCCCUGCAAACCUGUGGACGCUAAUGUGCAGAGCUGGCUUAUCCAAGUCACUGAUGGGCUGUGGCACACCCCAAGGGGAGACACCUGCCAACAAGCAAUUGCCAAAUGGGUUAAUCCUAAACCAUGCCUACACUGUCACGGGUGUGAAACAGAUGAUAAGCCGAGGGAAACCAGUAAACCUGGUGCGUUUGUGGAACCCUUGGGGCCGAGGAGAGUGGACUGGAGACUGGAGUGAUCGCUCAUCUCUGUGGAAAAGCGUGAGUGCUAAAGAUCGUGAAAUGUGCCUAUCAGUGAAUGAUGAUGGAGAGUUUUGGAUGACCCUGGAAGACUUCUGUAAGUUCUACACAGUUCUUGACAUCUGCUCCCUACAUCCCGACUUCCUUGAUGGAAAUUCCUCUCAAUGGAAGACCUCCAUGUAUGAGGGCAGAUGGGUUGCGGGAACAACUGCUGGGGGUUGCAUGAAUAAUAAAGACAGUUUCUGGACUAAUCCACAGUUUCGGGUCAAGAUUAAUGGUGAAUAUUCAGAAACAAAUGGAGAGAAAAAUGUGCUCAUAUCUCUCAUGCAAAAGUCUGACAAGAGGAACAGACACCUGGUCCAAAAUCUCCACAUUGGUCUUGCUGUAUUUGAGGUAAAUAUUAACCUCAAGGCGCAGAAGGGAAAAUUCCCAGCCUCUUUCUUCAACUACCACGCACCUGUUGCCCAAACUAAAACCUACAUGAAUGCACGUGAUGUGAUGGAGUUCCUUUUGCUAAAGCCUGGCGAAUACCUGAUUGUGCCAUCCACCUUCAAUCCCAAUGAGAUAUCCUCCUUCAUCCUGACCAUCCUCUCCAAGGAAGAGACCCACGGCUAUGAGAAUUCUGCUGACCAUAAGCAUGAGCCAGUCAGGAAGUUCCAAAAAGUCAUAAAUGUUCAGGAAGACGAAAAUAAGAGAAAGCUUUUCAGUCAAUACUCCGACAAGUUCGAAGAAGUGGAUGCUGAGCAGCUUCAAAGGCUUCUAAAUGAAAAAAUCCUGAAAGGUUUGAACUACUUGAAAUCUGGAGGCUUCAGCAUUGAUGCCUGUCGCAGCAUGGUUGCUCUGAUGGAUACAUCAAUCACCGGCAAACUGAACGGUGAGGAAUUUGUCCGUUUGUGGAGAAAGGUCAACACAUACAAGGACAUUUUCUUCCACACUGAUGUUUCGCGAACUGGAACACUGUCACUGAGUGAGCUGAGGAACGCUUUCUUAGCUUCAGGAAUCAGUAUCAGCGAUGACAUGCUCAAUUUGAUGGCUCUGCGCUACGGGGCCUCCUCUGGACACAUGACGCUGGAGAGCUUCAUCAGUCUCAUCCUUCGCUUGGACUGCAUGUACAAAAUCUUUAAACAACUGUCUAAUGGAAAAUCCAUGAAUCUUCAUGAGUCAGAGUGGAUCUACAUUUCAAUGUACACUUAACCCAACAAGGGAGAUGGAUGGUACAAAAUCAUCAUGAAAUAGAGGAGUACAUAUUUCAAGAGUGUUUUCCUUUAAUUUGCCAAAUUGAAUAUUAGAAAACAAAGAUGUAUUCCUCUGCGAAUGAGCCAUUACACACUAUCUAACUAAAGAGCAUUUUCUUUUUACUACUUUGUUAAUGCAUUGCAUUGUGAAAACAUUACAUAAUUACAUUACAUAACAAUCUUAUAACAAAAAGCAGAAUCUUAUAACAUGUUGAAAUGAUAGACUGGAUUUUUGAAUUGUAAUUAUAAUGUUUGAUUAUCUCAUCAUUAAGUGCUUUAGAAAACGGACACAUUAUACAAAUACAUUUGAGGUUUCAGUACAAACUACACGACAUGGCUUUAUUUUUACUGCAAAAACUAUGUAGACUAAAAAUAUGUGAGAUUGUGUGUACCUGUAAAGGAUUGGAGUGUGAUUUGGGCUGUGCACCUUUAUCAUAUGUCAACCGCCUGUUUUCUGCAAUCAAUUAUUAAUUAAUAAUAGUAGUUCAUUAUUAACAAAUCAAUUUUAUCACAGAGAAGAAUAUCAACCUUUAAUCCCAUUUAUUCAGUCGAAACCCAAAGGUCUUUCUUUUUUUUAUUGGAAAAGCACCCUAAGGUCAAGUUUACUAAUCACAUUAGUAUGCAAGCGUGUAGUGUUUAACUUGACAGUGAUGGGUAAAAUAAUUCAUUUAAAUCUUAAUGAAUAAUUUCUUGCUCCAUGAGAUUUUUCAAUCACAAAGUGUUACAAUGUAAAAUUAAACUACAUGGGAAAAUGCCCAUUUUCUGUGCUCUUUCAGCAAAGAACUGAGAAGUAUGAGGUUCUCCUCUUAAACUAUUAGAUGUUGCAAAGAAAGGUUGAAUGUUAAUUCAAAGGUGGAAGUCUAGUCUGGUUAGGUUUUCAUAAAGACUUUGCCACUUAGUUCACAGGUAUUGUUGCAUUCCUGCUCUAUUGUGGCUGAAAGCAGCACAGGGUACAAUCUGAAUAUUUUUUGAAUUUAAAAUUGUUGAACGAGAGUAUGUGAAAAUCCAAAUAACAAUUAAAAAUUAUU